Molecule: messenger RNA, 1368 nt
Organism: Manihot esculenta (cassava)
Lineage: Eukaryota; Viridiplantae; Streptophyta; Magnoliopsida; Malpighiales; Euphorbiaceae
Product: zinc finger protein WIP2
Exons: 2
Coding region: 118-1128 (336 amino acids)
Biological process (GO): anatomical structure development; regulation of gene expression
Cellular component (GO): nucleus
Molecular function (GO): DNA-binding transcription factor activity
Source: RefSeq, a predicted model, not a curated record
AUUUCGUUAUCUUGUUUCGGAUUCCACCAUAUAACCUUUCUUCAUUUUUAUUUUUGUUAUCCUCCUUCCUCUCUGUGUCCCUCUCUGCCCAACUAUUCUCUCCUCCAAAUUCCAAUCAUGGCUGAUCCUUUUUCCAAUCACUUCAAUGGAUGGUAUAAUCUAAACCAUCUACACCACUUGUCUUCCUCCUCAUCUUCUUCCAAUCCAUCUUUAUUUGCAUCCUAUGGCUGCAAUAUAUUCUCAGACACCAUCAUCAAUAACAACAACAGCCACUCUUUCACUCACUACCAAUAUUCCUCGUCACCUCCCUCUCCUCCUCUCAGAGAAGCUCUCCCACUCCUCAGUUUAUACCCAACAACGCAUGAAGACCAGCAGGAAUCCUCGUGCAGUGCCAUGGAAAUAGACAAGAACAAAGACAAAGAAGGAAGCCAGCUCUUUGAUGACGAAGCUGUGACUGUGGCUUUGCAUUUAGGGCUUCCUAGUCCUACCUCUGCUGAUUUAAUCUCAAGCCUAUCCUCUACUGAGAUCUCUUCAGAUAAAGAAGAAGUUACCGUUGCCUCUGGAUAUCAGACAAACAGUCUUAACAAGGGUCAGUAUUGGAUUCCUACCCCUGCUCAGAUUCUGAUUGGUCCAACCCAGUUUUCAUGUCCUCUUUGCUUCAAGACCUUCAACAGAUACAAUAACAUGCAGAUGCACAUGUGGGGGCAUGGAUCUCAGUAUCGGAAAGGGCCAGAGUCUCUGAGAGGAACACAGCCAACUGCAAUGCUUAGGCUCCCUUGCUAUUGCUGCGCACCAGGAUGCAGGAACAACAUUGAUCAUCCAAGAUCAAAACCUCUCAAAGAUUUUAGAACCCUUCAAACCCAUUACAAGAGAAAGCAUGGGAUCAAGCCUUUCAUGUGCGGAAAAUGUGGCAAGGCUUUUGCUGUUAGAGGUGAUUGGAGAACACACGAGAAGAACUGCGGGAAGCUUUGGUAUUGCACUUGUGGAUCUGAUUUCAAGCACAAAAGGUCUCUCAAAGAUCACAUAAAGUCAUUCGGGCAUGGCCAUGCAGCUUACGGUAUUGAUUCUUUUGAAGAAGAAGAAGAACCAGCCUCUGAAAUUGAGCAAGAUAAUGAAUCCACACAGUGAGAUAUGACAUUUCUCCAAACUCUAACCAUAGUUUGGGUUGAUAUUGUUUUACAAAACUGUAGCCUCUUAAAGUAAGAACCCAUUAAGCAUUAGAGUUGAAUACUCUGAAAGCAAUGGCCCCUUAUUGUUUUCACUUCCUUUUUCUUUUCUGCUUCCUACCUUUCCCACGUUAGAAUUUUGCUUAUUUUGCGGACUUGUGAAACAUAAAUGGUAGACCAAGUUGCUUUCUUUCUAGGCCAA